Molecule: messenger RNA, 2034 nt
Organism: Malania oleifera
Lineage: Eukaryota; Viridiplantae; Streptophyta; Magnoliopsida; Santalales; Ximeniaceae
Product: cysteine-rich receptor-like protein kinase 15
Exons: 7
Coding region: 1-2034 (677 amino acids)
Biological process (GO): protein phosphorylation
Molecular function (GO): ATP binding; protein kinase activity
Source: RefSeq, a predicted model, not a curated record
AUGGCAACGCCAAUUUCAACUAUUCCGGAUCUAGUCGCUUUGCUUUCCUCUCUACUCCUCCUCGCCUCGUGCGUUUCAGGAAACGCCCAACCUGUUCACCUCGAAACAUUUUGCAACAACGAUUCCAAUUACACUCUCGACAGCAAAUUCUACGGUAACCUCAAUGUCCUCCUCAUACGAUCGCUUUACAACUACGGCGGAAUUUCCGGCUUCUACAACGCAACCGAAGGAGACUACCCGAACAAAGUCUACGGCCUUUUUCUCUGCAGAGGUGACGUCGAUCCUCGUACCUGCCAGAACUGCAUUGACCUGGCCGGCCGGGCGAUUCUCGAGAGCUGCACUGGCCGGAAAAGAGCAAUCAUAUGGUACGACCAGUGUCUGGUGCGCUACUCCGACGAAUCAUUCUUCCAUGUUAUGGAAGCGACGCCGGCGUUUUAUCUGGUUGAGAGGCCAGGGAACAUAACUUACGGACUAAACCCAGAUGAAUGUCAUCGGGCAAUGAGUGAAGUUUUCAGAAACCUGAGCACGACGGCGGUUUAUACUCCUUCUAAGCACAUGUAUGAGACCGGCCGGGUAAAUAUUUCCGGCAGGGUGGAGUUGUACGGGCUUGUGCAGUGUACGCCUGAUUUGUUGGCAUCGGAUUGUGUCAAAUGUCUCCAAGGUGCCGUUUCUGAGCUUCCGAGACCCCGAGAUAAACAGGUAUGGGGGCAAGGGGCGAGAGUUCUCACACCCAGUUGUAACAUAAGGUACGAGAUAUAUCCCUUCGUCGCUGAGGGAGGUACCUCUGCUAAUAGGACUGGCGGCACUGAUGGGGGGAAAAGAAGAAAGGCGAUGUGGAUCACACUUAGCACAAGUGCAUUAGCGUCAAUGCUUGUUAUUUCUUGUUUAUACUUUAUAUGGAGAAAGAAGAACAUUGUAGAGUGUAAUGAAAACAACCAAGACUUGCAAUUGUCCAACAUUGGGCUAGGAAGAUUAAUGGGAGUUGGCUACUUGAAAGAUCAUUUACAAAAAGGCAACGAGGUGAAAUCAGAAAACUUUCCAAUGAUCCAGUUAGACAAUAUACACAUUGCUACACAAUAUUUCUCUCAUGAAAAUAAGCUUGGAGAAGGUGGCUUUGGUUCAGUGUACAAGGGUACAUUAGUGGAUGGCAAGGAAAUAGCAGUCAAGAGGCUAUCAAGAAACUCUGGCCAAGGACUACAGGAAUUCAAGAACGAAGUUGAUUUAAUUGCUCGACUACAACAUAAAAAUCUGGUGAAACUCUUGGGUUGUUGCUUGGAGGCAAAUGAGUUGCUACUCAUCUAUGAGUAUAUGCCCAACAAAAGCUUAGACUUGUUCCUCUUUGAUUCAACAAAAGGUACACAACUGGAUUGGAAAAAAUGCCUCAACAUUAUUAAUGGAAUUGCUAGAGGCCUUUUGUAUCUUCACGAGGAUUCUCGUCUUAAAGUUAUACAUAGAGACCUCAAAGCAAGUAAUGUUUUGCUAGAUCAUGAGAUGAAUCCAAAGAUAUCAGACUUCGGAAUGGCAAGGAUUUUUGGUGGGAAUCAAAAUGAAGCUAAUACAAACAGAGUGGUUGGAACUUAUGGAUACAUGGCUCCAGAAUAUGCCAUCGAUGGACUCUUUUCAGUUAAAUCCGAUGUCUUCAGUUUUGGAGUUAUCAUACUAGAGAUAAUAAGUGGGAAAAAGAAUAGUGGGUUUCAUAUAUCUGAACAUGGUCAAAGCCUCCUCACCUUUGCAUGGAAAUUAUGGUGCGAGGGUCGAGGAUUGGACUUGAUGAACUCAUUACUAGUAGACUCAUGUGUAGCAGAUGAAGUAUUGAAAUGCAUUCAUAUUGGAUUAUUAUGUGUACAAGAAGACCCAAUAGAUAGACCUACUAUAUCAUCGGUAGUUGUCAUGCUAGCAAGUGACACCUUGACACUUCCUCAACCAACACAACCAGCAUUUGGGCGAGUUGUCAUGAGAUCUAUUCUUUCAUCGCCAACUAAUAAUGUGUGCUCUGCUAAUGUGGUAACUAUUUCAAAUGUAUUGCCUCGUUGA